CUCGGAGGGAGGAAACAAAGAGGCCGCGGGGGCAGGGUGGCGGCCGGCCCGGGUGGAAAUACCUCGGAGCUGCACUGCAGCAGCUUCUGGUAUUUCCUUCCACCCACCCCCACUGAGGCAAUGAUUAACAAGACCGUGGGCAAAGAAGCAUCCUGUGGGUGUCUGAGGGCUGUGCUUGAGCCGCUCGAGAAGAAGCGGGGGAGGCGGAGGGGGGAGGACGGGGGGCGGGGCCAGCUGACCGACGCCUUGUUCUGGUUGGUUUGGGUUUUGUUUUAGUUGUGGUGUUUUGUUUUUGUUUUGUUUUUUUUUUCCCCCCCUUCUCUCUUCCUUCCGUCGGUUUCCUCCCUGGAGGCCGCCCGAUGAGUUAAAAUGGUGCUGAGGCUCGAGGGGAGCUGGUCGCUGCUGGUGGGCAAGAGGUUCCUCAGCCUGUCGGAGGAAGACGACAGGUCGUGGGACACCAGUCGCAUCUCGGAAUGGCCCUGGAAGUCAGGCAGGAUCCGAGCAGUUUCACACACGGACAUAUCCAAACAAGACCUGAAGAUUUGUGUAGAAUUUGAUGAUGAGUCAUGGGAAAAAAGAAGAUGGCUAGAAGUCUACAGCCAUAAAAUGAAAGCAUUCCUGGUGGAGCAAAAGCUGGUACUGGCUGAAAGAAAAUCUCAAGCCGGUUCGAUGUCUUCUGUCCAGUGGCCUGCAAUGACUUAUAAAUCCUUAGUGGACAAAGCUGGUUUGGGAUCAAUGGUUUCAGUACGCUAUCUCGGUGAAGAGAGAUGUGUUUUUCUUUCUAAAGACCUUUUGACACCCAUUCAGGAUGUGGACAGUUCCAGGCUUCCUCUGAAAGAUGAUCAAAAUGUUAAUGAAGAAAUUCAGGCUUUGGUUAAGAAACACCUAGAUGAAACACGUUUGGUACAAGGUGGAAAAAAUAUAAUUGGCUCAAAAAUUAGAAUUUAUAGCCUGGAUCCAUCUACUCAGUGGUUCACAGCAGUUGUUGUCAAUGGUAAUCCAGCUACAAGAACUCUAGAAGUCAACUGUCAGGAGAUUCCAGCUUUAAAAACUCUUGAUCCAGAGUUAAUUCAUGUUGAAAUCAUAUAUGACAACAAUGGAAAGUGUGAUAAAUCUAAAAGAAUUGGGGGCAUAAAAAGGAAGUCGUCGGAGAGUAGUGGGAGUGUUGAUGCUAAACACACAAAAUCUUCUCCUGAGGUUUCUCCCAGUCAGGGACAUGUGCAGUCAGUACCAACAGUGUUGGGUGAAGCAUUGCUAGGAUGUACUCCUGCUAAUAAAGACCAAAGGCAUCAAGGCCUGCCCCUGCCAGCUAACUCACCACCCAAUCUUGGUGCAGAAACUCCUCAGGGCACAUGUAGACGAAGCUUACCGGAAACUCAUCCUUCUUGUCUUAGUACUGGAAUUAAACCAUUGAAGGAAGAUCUGACGGCCUUUCCUAAAGUGGGGUUUAUAUCUAAAGAACAAACACAAAAUCUUAAUGAUCAAAAUGGUAAAUAUACCUCUUUGACAACCUCAAGAUCUUCAUCUUUGACUGAUUCAGCUAAUGAAAAAGGAACCAACCUGAAAAAUACAAAUGAACCUCUUAUGAAGCCCACAACAAACUUUGCAAAAGAGUGCAUUUCUGUAAAACAGUUGCAACAUCUUAACUCUUCCACAGCAAUACCCAGAGUCAGUAGCACUGUUGAACUGCAGCGGACUUUAGAUUGUAGACCCUCAACCUCAGAUGCUCAUCUUCUCUCUUUUGCUGAGUCUGGAGUUAAAUCACAAAACAAUUGCAAUAGCCAGAACAGCCACAAAGGAAACAAGACUGAUGAACUUACAGACAUGGAAUUUUUUAUUAGGAAAAAUUCAAAUGAGAUUCUUUAUGACAGAAAUGAAAAUGAAAGCUUUUGGACUGGAAGUGUCAAGAUCCAGGAUAAUAUAAUCGUUCGCAAGUCAAUUUUAGCAGAUGCUUCUAAAGUGAAGAAGCUGCAGCAAAGUGGAGAAGCAUUUGUACAGGAUGGUUCCUGCAAUAACAUAGCACCUCACUUGCAUAAAUGCAGGGAAUGCCGUUUGGACAGUUACCGGAAGAACAAAGAGCAAAGAGACUCCACUGUCUUUUGUAGAUUCUUUCACUUUAGAAGGUUGCAGUUUAAUAAGCAUGGAAUACUGCGUGAAGAAGGCUUCUUAACUCCAAAUAAAUAUGACCCUGAGGCUAUUAGCUUAUGGCUACCUUUAUCAAAAAAUGUUGUGGGUCUAGAUCUCGACACAGCGAAGUAUAUCCUAGCCAACAUUGGAGAUCACUUUUGUCAGCUAGUGAUAUCUGAAAAGGAAGUUAUGUCUACGAUUGAACCACAUAGGCAGGUAGCCUGGAAGCGUGCAGUUCGUGGAGUUAGAGAAAUGUGUGAUGUCUGUGACACCACGAUCUUCAACCUUCAUUGGGUCUGCUCUAAGUGUGGCUUCGGCGUGUGUGUGGAUUGCUACCGGAUGAGGAAGAAAAGCUUACAUGAAGAUGAUGAUUCAGAUACUUUCUCCUGGUUUAAAUGUGUGAAGGGGCAGGUACAUGAACCAGAGAAUCUAAUGCCUACACAGAUAAUCCCCGGAAAAGCUCUCUAUGAUGUUGGUGAUAUUGUUCACUCCGUAAGAACAAAAUGGGGAAUAAAGGCAAAUUGUCCUUGUGCAAAUAAGCAGUUCAAGGCACUAUCAAAGCCAACUCUAAAGGAGGAUUCAAAACAGAACUUAGUACCUGGAGAGAGGCCCAGCCUUCAACAUAACAGUUUUGCCCUGAGCCCACAAAUCACUACACAUGAUCCUCCUCUAAAGUCAGCAAUUGGAAGUAAACAAACUGCUUCAGUAAAUAUUUCUCCUUCAUUAAGUUGGUUAUCAAAUCUAACAAGUGGAAACGUGAAUAAAGAAAACAAAGAGAAACUCCUCAUACCUAUUUCAAAGAAUGAAAAUAAGCCUCUUCAGACACUCCCUAGUUUAGCUAAGCCUGCUGCAGCCCUGCAGACCUUCAACAGUGCAAUAUUAACACCCGUGAGCAACAAUAACACAGGCUUCUUGCGGAACCUGCUGAAUUCUUCUGGAGGAAAGACAGACAAUGGACUCAAGAGUACACCCAAAAUCCUUGAUGACAUUUUUGCUUCCCUGGUGCAAAAUAGAACCAUUACAGACUUGCCUAAGAAACCUCAAGGAUUGACUAUAAAGCCUACAAUAAUGGGCUUUGAUACUCCUCACUACUGGUUAUGUGAUAACCGCUUGCUAUGUCUUCAAGAUCCAAACAAUGAAAGUAAUUGGAAUGUCUUCAGGGAGUGCUGGAAGCAGGGACAGCCUGUAAUGGUGUCAGGAGUGCAUCACAAAUUAAACGCAGACCUCUGGAGACCAGAGUCCUUUAGGAAGGAAUUUGGCCAACAGGAAGUAGAUCUGGUUAACUGCAGGACCAAUGAAAUCAUCACUGGAGCUACCGUAGGGGAUUUCUGGGAUGGAUUUGAAGAUAUUUCAAGUCGCCUGAGAACAGAAGAAGGAGAGCCAAUGGUGUUGAAGCUUAAAGACUGGCCUCCAGGAGAAGACUUCAGAGAUAUGAUGCCUUCUCGGUUUGAUGAUUUGAUGAAAAAUAUUCCAUUGCCAGAAUACACUAGGAGAGGCGGCAAGCUCAACCUUGCCUCUCGACUACCCAACUAUUUUGUGCGACCGGAUUUGGGCCCUAAGAUGUACAAUGCAUAUGGCUUAAUAACACCAGAGGAUAGAAAAUACGGCACAACAAACCUCCAUUUAGAUGUGUCUGAUGCAGCCAAUGUUAUGGUUUAUGUGGGUAUCCCCAAAGGCCAGGCUGAUCAAGAAGAAGGUAAAGUCUUUCUUGUGUUCUGGGGGGGUUAUUUCUGUGGCUGGAGGGAAGGUCCCUUAGUGAACUGCUUGUGUUUACUCUCAACAGAAGUGCUUAAAACCAUACAAGAUGGUGAUUCUGAUGAAUUGACAAUUAAGCGUUUUACUGAAAGUCGAGAAAAACCUGGAGCUCUGUGGCAUAUUUAUGCUGCUAAAGAUACAGAGAAAAUCCGGGAAUUCCUUAAAAAGGUUGCGGAAGAACAAGGUCAAGAAAACCCUGUAGAUCACGAUCCCAUUCAUGAUCAGAGUUGGUACUUGGACCGAUCGCUAAGGAAACGCCUUCAUCAAGAGUAUGGAGUUCAAGGCUGGGCUAUUGUACAGUUUCUAGGAGAUGUAGUUUUCAUUCCAGCAGGAGCUCCGCACCAGGUUCAUAAUCUGUACAGUUGUAUUAAAGUUGCGGAAGACUUUGUAUCCCCAGAGCAUGUCAAACAUUGCUUCUGGCUCACUCAGGAAUUUAGGUAUCUGUCGCAUACGCAUACGAACCAUGAAGAUAAAUUGCAGGUGAAGAAUGUCAUAUACCACGCUGUUAAAGAUGCCGUCGGGAUACUGAGAGCUAACGAAUCCAGCCUUAGCAGACCGUGAAGCAGAAAGCCUUAACCACACACUAUGAAACAGAAGCGUUGGCAGCUGUUUUAAUUACUCAGUCAGGACCUCUGUGGACUUUGAGAUUACAUGAAUGUUACCUCAUCUUCCUUUCAGCAGUACCAGAGGAUCGUGGUACUAUGUUCUGUGUAUUCUUCCAAUGUUUACAAACCUGAUGUGUAUAUGUAGUAAUAUGUAUGGACUGUGGCAUACUGUGAAUGCUCAGUUGCAACAGAACUUUAUAUGGAGUUGCUCUCCAAACUGUACAAAAUACCUCCUAUAGAACUGUCGGAAACUAUUCCAAAUUACUCGUUUGAAAAAUAUUAUUCAAGACAUUGUAAAGCUCCACUUUUUAAAAUUUAUUUUGGGGUGGGAGGCAGUACGGAGUCACGUGAUUUAAUAACCAAUUUACAUAAAAUAAGAAUGCGGUUCUGGAAUUUCACAUUAACAUAGAACUAGCAUUUAAAAGUAGCUUUAAGCUAUUGUAUAGUAACAUAGAGAUGGGGGUUAACCAUCUUUAGGUAAAUGUAUUUAAAUUUCUAAAUGUUAAAAGAAACUUUUAAUCAAAUGUCUUCUGUUUGAAACUGCUCUUUAAUUUGAACUGAUGUUUGAUUCUCUGGUUUUUAACACUGAAUGGUCUACAUAAAAUUCUUCUAUUUCAGAUAUUGUUCCUUGCCUGGCUUCUUCAGUUGACUCUUUACAAUGUAAUUAAUUUGAUGCAGUGCUUUGGAAUGCAAAAGAAAAUAGUGUAUGGUGUGCAUACAGUGUAUGGUGUGCAUACUGUUUUUUUUUUUAAAGCAUCCAAGGGCUUAGAGAAUUGAAUUUAGUGACAGAUCUGUUCGUAGCUUUUGUUGGUUAACCAAAAGGUGGCUUCCAGCCAGUACCAGUACCGUGGUCUCUAUCACCCAAGUUUUGCAGCUUCAGUCUUAAAUGGCACACAGGUU
Molecule: messenger RNA, 5387 nt
Organism: Egretta garzetta (little egret)
Lineage: Eukaryota; Metazoa; Chordata; Aves; Pelecaniformes; Ardeidae
Gene: KDM3A
Product: lysine demethylase 3A
Exons: 24
Coding region: 370-4443 (1357 amino acids)
Biological process (GO): regulation of transcription by RNA polymerase II
Cellular component (GO): chromatin; histone deacetylase complex
Molecular function (GO): histone H3K9 demethylase activity; transcription coregulator activity; chromatin DNA binding
Source: RefSeq, a predicted model, not a curated record